UGCUGCCGCGGGGCGGGACCGGCCGAGGCGGCCGCCAUGGCCGGCACAGGGGGAGCCGCUGCCGCCGCCGGGGGCCGGUGCGUGGCGGGGCCGCUGAGCUGUUGGCAUCUGGCAAGCAAAUGUCUCCACACCACGGCAAGGUUUCUGAAGAAAACUGGAACCGAGCACUGGUGGUGGGAGCGGCACUUGAGGGAUCCCUUUGUCAAGGCAACGAAGCGGCAGCAUUACCGAUGCCGAAGUGCCUUCAAAUUACUGGAAAUUGAUGACAAGCUUCAUAUUCUUCGUCCAGGACUUUCCGUUCUUGACUGUGGAGCAGCGCCUGGUGCUUGGAGCCAGGUUGCUGUAGAGAGGGUCAAUGCUUUAGGUACCGAUCCUGCUGUCCCUGCUGGCUUCGUCCUUGGCGUUGACCUCCUGCGGAUUUCUCCUCUGGAAGGAGCAGUCUUUCUGUCGGAGGCUGACAUUGCAGACCCAAGCACGCUGAGGAGGAUUCAGAGUCUGCUUCCUGCAGAGAAGGUGGACGUUAUCUUGAGCGACAUGGCACCUAAUGCGACAGGCAUUAAAGAACUGGAUCAUCAGAAGCUGAUCAAUCUAUGUUUAGGCCUUCUGAAUAUGUCCCAAAGUAUUUUAAAGCCAAAAGGAACAAUGCUCUGUAAAUUCUGGGACGGACGUGAGUCCAGCCUUCUGCAAAACAGACUGAAGGAGCAGUUCCAAGAUGUGAGAACUAUAAAGCCUCAGGCCAGCCGGAAAGACUCUGCUGAAUCUUAUUAUUUGGCAAGACUGUACAAAGGGAAAUGAAAGCUGAGACCCGCAGAUUUUCAAACAGGUGAUCAGACAUUGACUGGAAAUCUGACUUUGGCACGUGUUUAAAGAAAAAUCCCAUCAUUAAGACCCUGGGUAAACCUGCCACGAUUCUUGUGAAGUACCUCAUGCUUUUCAAAUACAGAAAUAAACGAGGGUGGUGUCCUGCUGAGUUUAUCCACUAAUUAUACAAGCAGAGACAUCCAAUCUAGCUUCUCACCUGUGGAGAAAACAGUUGGGAAUGGAGAGGAGUAAUGUGAAAGGCAACCUCUGGGGCUGGAGUAAUGGAAAUGAAAAUAAAACAGUGAUUAUGUGAG
Phalacrocorax carbo (great cormorant) is the source of this 1115-nucleotide messenger RNA. The record is from RefSeq and is a predicted model, not a curated record. NCBI's taxonomy places the organism in Eukaryota, Metazoa, Chordata, Aves, Suliformes, Phalacrocoracidae.